UAAGUGUCCACUACUGAUCAGAAGUCAGAGGGAAUGUGACAGCCCACCCGAACCAAAAAAAAGAAAGAUUGCGAAACUGCAGUGAGCUAAAGUUCAAUUUAAACACCUGACACUUUUAUUCAUUGAGCAACACAAUCGCUGUAUUGAGCCGCUACAGGUUUUUCAGGCAGGGAAGGUACAAGAGGCACAAACAUGGGAGAAUGGGGCUUUCUCUCCAAGCUCUUGGAAAAAGUGCAGUCUCACUCCACGGUCAUUGGGAAGGUGUGGCUCACGGUUCUCUUUGUGUUCAGGAUCAUGGUUCUAGGGGCCGGUGCUGAGAAGGUGUGGAGCGACGAACAAUCAAAAAUGAUCUGCAACACCAAACAGCCCGGUUGUAAAAAUGUGUGCUACGAUCAUGCUUUUCCCAUCUCCCACAUUCGCUUCUGGGUCAUUCAGAUCAUCUUCGUAUCCACGCCGACGCUUCUGUAUUUCGGCCACGUUUUGCAUGUCCUUCACAAGGAGAAAAAAAUAACAGAAAAGCUGGAAAGUGAGGCUGAGAAGAAAGGCAUCAAGCCACAUAAAUAUAUAGACGAUCGUGGCAAGGUUAUAAUCAAGGGGCAAUUGUUAGGUAGCUACCUGACCAGCCUGUUCGUGAAGAUUCUGCUGGAGGCCGCGUUUAUCACAGGCCAAUACUAUAUUUACGGUUUCAUAAUGUAUCCCAAGAUCGAAUGUUCCCAGAUUCCUUGCCCUCAUACAGUGGAGUGUUACAUGUCUCGACCCACAGAGAAGACCAUCUUUAUCAUCUUCAUGUUGGUGAUGUCAUGUCUCUCUCUGCUUCUGAACGUGGUGGAGAUGUUCUACCUCAUAUGUCGCAGGUCAAAAAGACGUCGCGGCAAGAAUAAAAGGACGAACCCUCAUGGAUUAAACGGAUCGAAAAUGUACAUUACAGGAAAUGGAGGUUCUAGCAAAAUUUAAGGCACUGAGAAAUCUGCAAUGCUGUAAAAACAUGUUAAUAGCCAAAUGAGACUCAAGAUUAUUAUUAAUGUUUGCAACUGUAUUUUUAUGAUUUAUGAUCAAUUUGUUUUGCACAUUUUCUUUUGCUUUCAAAUUGCUUUUGUUUUAUGUCUUUUAUCAGAAUGAAUGAUGGAAAAUAUCUGCAUGCUGUGAAAGAAAAUUAUUAAUUGUAUUGAACUUCAACCCUUUCAAUGGAUAGUUGACUCUUAUUUAUAUAAGAACGUUGAAAGAUAAAAAUAUCUUAAUGUUAUUAAAUGACAUUAAAAACAAAAACACAGAUUUUCAUUAUUGUACAGACUCCAGAGCUCACAGCUGGACAUAAAAUGUCAGGUUAUGUAUGACUUUUUGGUUAAAAUAAAACCUGUGAAUGUCAUAAA
Messenger RNA from Triplophysa dalaica, 1370 nucleotides. It is a transcript of the gene gja12.1, whose product is annotated as gap junction protein, alpha 12.1. Bases 193 to 954 code for a protein of 253 amino acids. NCBI's taxonomy places the organism in Eukaryota, Metazoa, Chordata, Actinopteri, Cypriniformes, Nemacheilidae. Gene Ontology annotation, cellular component: connexin complex. Gene Ontology annotation, biological process: cell communication. The transcript has 2 exons. The record is from RefSeq and is a predicted model, not a curated record.